AUGGCUCCCUCGGUGAGACUGGUGUUCCUGCUGCUGCUGCUGCUGGUGUGUUGGGACGUGACCAAAGCCAAAGACGGGAAAUCUGCCAAGAAAGGGAAAAAGGGCAAACAAGUUGUCUGUCCAUCACAACUGUCCCCGGAGGACAUGGCCCAGGUUCCUGCUAACUCUACAUCCAACAUCCUCAACCGUCUGAUGGUCAGUUAUGACCCCAGGAUAAGGCCCAACUUUAAAGGGAUCCCAGUAGAGUCCAAGGUGAACAUCUUCAUCAACAGCUUUGGAUCCAUCCAGGAAACCACCAUGGACUACAGAGUGAAUAUAUUCCUCCGUCAGAGGUGGAAUGACCCUCGGCUGCGUCUGCCCACCGACUUCAAGAGCGAGGCAUUGACGGUCGACCCCAAGAUGUUCCAGUGUCUAUGGAAACCAGACCUGUUCUUCGCCAACGAGAAGCACGCCAACUUCCACGACGUGACGCAGGACAACAUCCUGCUGUUCAUAUUCCGAAACGGAGACGUCCUGAUUAGCAUGAGACUGUCGGUGACGUUGUCGUGCCCUCUGGAUCUCACAUUGUUUCCCAUGGACACACAGCUCUGCAAGAUGCAACUGGAGAGCUUUGGUUAUACCACCAGUGAUCUUGUCUUUAUGUGGCAGUCUGACCCAGUUCAGAUGGAUGAGAUUGCUUUGCCGCAGUUUGACAUCAAACAAGAAGAUAUCAAAUAUGGAAACUGCACCAAGUACUACCAAGGAACAGGGUACUACACCUGCGUCGAGGUGAUUUUCACGCUGCGACGGCAGGUUGGGUUCUACAUGAUGGGCGUUUACGCUCCCACCCUGUUGAUUGUCGUUCUGUCCUGGUUAUCAUUCUGGAUUAACCCCGAUGCCUCCGCCGCCAGGGUACCUCUAGGUAUUUUAUCGGUGCUCUCGUUGUCCAGUGAGAGCAUGUCCCUGGCCUCCGAGCUGCCGAAGGUUUCCUACGUAAAGGCCAUCGAUAUCUGGCUUAUCGCCUGCCUGCUGUUCGGGUUUUCAUCCCUGGUGGAGUAUGCUGUGGUGCAGGUGAUGUUAAACAGUCCAAAACUCAUUGAGGAGGAGAAAGCCAAAAUGGCCACCAAGGAGAAAGCUCUGAAAGAGAAAGAAGGACGGAAGACACCAAAUAAAACCGACAACACAGUAAAUGGGACCGGUGGGACACCUAUACACAUCAGCACACUGCAGGUGGUAGAAACUCGUAAGAAGGUUUGCACCUCCAAGUCAGACCUUCGCUCCAACGAUUUCAGCAUCGUAGGAUCUUUACCUCGGGACUUUGAACUCUCCAACUUCGACUGUUAUGGCAAACCCGUGGAGGUGACGGGAGUCCUUGGGAAAUCACAAAGCAAAGCAAACAAGAAACCUCCGCCGCCCAAGCCUGUGAUACCUGCUGCAGCCAAACGCAUCGACCUCUAUGCACGUGCUCUGUUCCCCUUCUCCUUUCUUUUCUUUAAUGUGGUCUACUGGUCUGUCUACUUGUGA
This is a messenger RNA of Lampris incognitus (smalleye Pacific opah), 1503 nucleotides long. Its product is annotated as glycine receptor subunit beta-like. Gene Ontology annotation, cellular component: synapse; postsynaptic membrane; neuron projection. Gene Ontology annotation, biological process: chemical synaptic transmission; chloride transmembrane transport; nervous system process. The record is from RefSeq and is a predicted model, not a curated record. NCBI's taxonomy places the organism in Eukaryota, Metazoa, Chordata, Actinopteri, Lampriformes, Lampridae. The transcript is spliced from 10 exons. The coding region runs from base 1 to 1503 and encodes 500 amino acids. Gene Ontology annotation, molecular function: neurotransmitter receptor activity; transmembrane signaling receptor activity; extracellularly glycine-gated chloride channel activity.